AUGGUCGCCUCAUCGCUCUUCGCGGGCGUCAUCACCCUCUUCGCACUGGGUGCCAGCGCAGCUCCAAAAGCGAUCCACGCCCGUCAAACCACCACCACCACCACUGGCACGGAAAACAUCGGCCUCUACCUCGACAGCGACGAUUUCGACAUCAACUCCCUGCAGACCCUGCGCGUCUCGUACGCCAACACGUCGGCCUACAUAGGCCAGAUCAAGUACGAGGCGUACGCGGAGCCCCUGGUCAUCGGCGCCUUCGACGACGGCGACCAAAACAGCGUCUCUUUCCUCUCGAUCCACCAGAGCCCCACGGGCUACCAGCAGAUGUACAUCAUCGCCGACGAGACCCAGCCCGUGGGAUUCAGCGUCCCCCACGGCAGCGCUCCCCAGGGCGUCACCACGUCGGGCUUCUCUUUCGGACCCGAGGGUGCGUUGCUGAACGGCGGCGUCAACAACUUCUAUGCCUGUCAGAACGCCCAACAGGCGGCGAUGAAUACCUGGCAGAUUUGGUGGUUCGGGGCCGGACAGCCCAACGCUGUGGGCUGCAAGGGGCCCAUUAAGCUGGUCGCGGGUGAUGCGUGCGCGAGGUCUUGA
Messenger RNA from Cladophialophora carrionii CBS 160.54, 591 nucleotides. RefSeq lists its product as uncharacterized. Lineage: Eukaryota; Fungi; Ascomycota; Eurotiomycetes; Chaetothyriales; Herpotrichiellaceae. The transcript has a single exon. The record is from RefSeq and is a predicted model, not a curated record. Bases 1 to 591 code for a protein of 196 amino acids.